AUGGCCUCUGAGAUCACCGAUCACGACCAGAACGCGUCGCCCAGCGUCCACGACGACCUCACCAACAACGGCGCGCUCGUCCAAGGCGAUGCAAACCGCGGCACAAAGCGCCCGCGCCCGGCCCAGGACGACGACGAUGACGACGACGACAAGCCCGGUCGCGAGCGCAGAAAGAUCGAGAUCAAGUUCAUCCAGGACAAGUCGAGGAGGCACAUCACCUUCUCCAAGCGCAAGGCCGGUAUCAUGAAGAAGGCCUACGAGCUAUCCGUCCUCACCGGCACGCAGGUGUUGCUGCUCGUCGUCUCUGAGACGGGUCUCGUGUACACAUUCACAACCCCCAAGCUGCAGCCGCUCGUCACGAAACCCGAGGGCAAGAACCUCAUCCAGGCCUGUUUGAACGCACCCGAGCCCUCGACUGACAACGCAAACGGCGUUGAUGAUGGCCCAGUCGACUCUCCCGAAGACAGCCAUGCCCAGGUCCCCGCUGGUCAGCCCCGUGGAAUGGCGCCCAGCGGUGGCAUGCCAGCAGCGUACAUGACUCCUGAGGCGGCACUGCACUACCAGCAAUACCUUCAGCAGCAGCAGCCGUCGACGCAAUACCCGGGAAUGCCCCAAGGCGGCAUGCCUCGCCACCCUGCACAGCACUACCCGCAGGAUCAGAAGCUGAGCUGA
Molecule: messenger RNA, 672 nt
Organism: Didymosphaeria variabile
Lineage: Eukaryota; Fungi; Ascomycota; Dothideomycetes; Pleosporales; Didymosphaeriaceae
Gene: MCM1
Product: transcription factor of the MADS box
Exons: 3
Coding region: 1-672 (223 amino acids)
Biological process (GO): positive regulation of transcription by RNA polymerase II
Molecular function (GO): protein dimerization activity; RNA polymerase II cis-regulatory region sequence-specific DNA binding; DNA-binding transcription factor activity, RNA polymerase II-specific
Source: RefSeq, a predicted model, not a curated record